CCAAGCACCAACGGCUUAGGUAGCUUUAUUUAUAAUCCAUUAUAUUCUGUUUUUCCAUUUUCGCAUUCACCUUCUUCUCUCUCAACCAUUCGUUUCUCAUUUCUGUGACAUGGGUUCUCUUCUACGUACACCACCUUUUUUUUCCAUUCAGUUUCUUCCUUGUUUUCUUUCCUACAAGCUUGAGGAGUCUCUUUUCUUUACGUUAAAGAAUGUCAAAGUUAAACAAUUCAUCCCUGCAAUCUCUAGAAGGUCAGCGAAUUCAUCUUGAGAAGGAGCUUGCUUUUGGUGCAUCAUUUGUAUGCGAGGCUUUGGGUCAUAUUAAUUCAAGGGGCUUAUGGCUUGGAGAUGAUCCUCUAUCUUUCUCUGUCCCUCUCUUGUUAUUGCAGCUAUCCCUCAUUUCCAUCUUUACACGCUCCAUUUACAUUUUUCUCAAGCCUUUUGGUCAGCCUUCCAUUGUUUCUCAGAUCCUUGGUGGUGUAAUUCUAGGUCCAUCAGUUCUUGGGUAUAACAUUACCUUCGCAGAAAAAGUGUUCCCAUCCAAGGGAAGGACCACUCUGGAAACCUUGUCAGUAUUUGGCUUCAUACUAUUUAUAUUCCUAAUUGGGGUGAAGACAGAUCCAACAGUGAUUCUAAGAUCAGGUAAACGACCACUUGCCAUAGGAAUUUCAGCCUUCUGCCUUCCCUAUGCAUUGGGCGCAUUCAUCAGAUUAAUCCUCUGCAAUCAUCUCUCAUUGAAUCAUAGCACCUGCAAGGUUCUUGCUUUGGUAGCAAGAUUGCAAUCUGUAACAGCUUUUCCUGUAAUUGCAACCUUUCUUGCUGAGCUAAAGCUCCUCAAUUCUGAGAUUGGAAGACUUGCAAGUUCCUCUUCAAUGAUAUGUGAUCUAUGCUUUUGGAUUUCAAUGUCGCUGACUUAUGCAGCAGAUAUAGCUAGUGAAAAAUCGCUAAAAACAUCCGUUGGUUCUUUUUUCUCUGUUACUCUACUUCUCGGUAUUAUAGUGUUUGGAAUUCGUCCAGCAGCUUUAUGGGUAGUUCGAAAUACUCCAGAAGGAAAACCUGUGAAAGAGAUUUACACAUUAGUAGUGCUUAUGGCUUUGAUGGGUUGUGUAUUCAUCGGUGAAGUUGUUGGUAUAGAUGCUCUAAUCUCAUCUUUCCUUGUAGGUUUGGUAAUACCAGAUGGGCCACCUUUAGGAGCUGCCUUAGUAGAGAGGCUUGAUUGCUUUGUAUCAGUAUUGCUAACGCCAAUCUUUUUUACACUAUGUGGAUUAAAAACAAAUGUUUUUACCAUUAAGAAAUGGAGGAAUGUUGGUAUAAUUCAAGUGGUUGUGUGUGUUGGUUUUUUUGGGAAACUUAUAGGGACCAUGCUACCUCCACUCUUUUGCAGAAUGCCCUUCAGAGACGUCCUCUCUCUAGGUCUUAUCAUGAACUCCAGAGGCAUUGUUGAACUUAUUUUACUCAAUGAUUGGAGGAGUGACAAUGUGCUGAACGAUGAAUGCUUCGCCAUUAUGAUCAUCUCUGUGGUGGCCAUAACAGGAGUAAUCUCACCCCUUGUGAAAUCUCUAUAUGAUCCUUCAAGGAGGUUUCUAGCCUACAAGAGAAGAACAAUACAACACCACUCACAUAAUCAAGAACUACGAAUACUUGCAUGUAUUCAUAGCCAAGAAAAUAUUCACACGAUGAUCACCCUCCUAGAUGCUUCAAACCCGACUAAAGAGAAUCCCAUCUCUUUGCUUGUCCUCCACUUAAUCAAGCUUGCUGGACGUGCCUCUUCUCUACUAGUGGCCCACAUGCCACGUGACAAACCUUCUCAAAAUCCGACCCAAUCAGAAAGAAUCUUCAAUGCAUUUAAAAAAUUUGAACAUGAAAACAGUGGACAAGUUUCAGUGCAUUGCUACAAAGGCAUUUCACCUCGUACUACUAUGCACAAUGAUGUGUGUUCACUUGCUUUGGAACACAGGAUAUCUUUUAUAAUUAUGCCGUUUCACAAGCAACGCAUAAAUGGGAAAAAGGUAGACUCUUCUCAUUUAUAUAGACAUCUCAACAUGAAUGUGCUUGACAAGGCACCCUGCUCUGUUGGGGUCCUGGUGGAUCGUGGGAACCCGAUGAAUUUUCCAUUUUGGCUAGUAGAGGCAUGUUUUUAUAAGGUUUGUGUGCUUUUUUUGGGGGGUGCUGAUGAUAGAGAAGCACUAGCAUAUGCUCAACGUAUGUUGAAGCAUCCCCGUGUACGAGUCAGUCUUUUACAUUUCAAAUCUACAAGCUUAGGUGAAGGAGCUAUAGAUAUUGUAGGUGGCACAGCAAGGAGCAAAGUGCUUGAUUCUGAAAUACUGCAAGAAUAUAAGCUCCAAGCGCAGAUAAAUGAGCGUGCUGCUUACAAGGAGGAGGAGGUGGUGAACCGUAGAGAUGUUCUUGAUGUGAUUGAAUCAAUGGACGCUGCUUAUGACCUUGUGAUGGUUGGAAAGCGACAUGGAGAAUCACAGUUGAUGGAUGAUCUUAGAAAAUGGAAUGAGGAUAAAGGGUUAGGUGAAGUAGGAGAGAUAAUUGCAGCGAGAGACUUUAAACUUAGAGCUUCUGUUUUGGUGGUACAACAACAGACUAGAGUUUGGGGCUUGCGUGAUCCUGAGAUGAAUAAAACUGAGAUUUAUAGAAAAAUAAUUCAGAAGGAAGAGUUAAAAUUUACUCAGUAGUCAUAUAUUGUAUAUCUUCUUUCGUUUUACAUAAACUCUGCAACAACCAGCUUUACAUAAAUUAUAAG
This is a messenger RNA of Manihot esculenta (cassava), 2749 nucleotides long. RefSeq names its product cation/H(+) antiporter 15. The coding region runs from base 210 to 2681 and encodes 823 amino acids. The transcript is spliced from 3 exons. Gene Ontology annotation, cellular component: membrane; endomembrane system. Gene Ontology annotation, molecular function: antiporter activity. Lineage: Eukaryota; Viridiplantae; Streptophyta; Magnoliopsida; Malpighiales; Euphorbiaceae. The record is from RefSeq and is a predicted model, not a curated record. Gene Ontology annotation, biological process: proton transmembrane transport; regulation of pH.